AUGCGUCGCUCGUACUCACGGUCCCCAUCACGAUCUAGAAAAUCGGACCGACGCUCGAAACAAUCCAGGCGACGCUCUAGAUCCAAAUCCAGAGAUUACGAUACACACCGUAGAAAGGGUAGUGAUACAAAUCGUCGUCAAGAUCGAUCCAAAAGUCGAUCCGUAGCGUCCUCAUCCACGUACCAGCGAGAGAAAAAAUCUUCCUAUCGCAACAGAUCCAGAGACAGAAGCUACACUUCCAGCACACGCAGGAGAUCGUCUUCUCGGGAUCGAUAUCACGAACGAAAGCCACACGAUCGGGCUCGUUAUCGUCGAUCGUCCAGCAGUUCCAGCAGUUCAUCAUCCACGAGCACUUCCAGCAGCAAUCGCAGCGGAACCUCUUCGAAAUCGUCGAAAGGCUCUCGUAAUCAUUCACCGCCCACAGUCAGUAAGGACAGUAGUGAGAAAACCUUUGUUUUCAAAUCCAUGUCUGACACGUGCGAUGAUCCUACGAGCAAAGCCACAAAAUUAGAAGAGCUGAAUGCUGAUGAGUUUGUUCCGCAAUCAUUCGUAUCAAGAAGAAAGCCGGCAGUAGCAACAACCCAGACGACAAGCAGUAUAGUUAUAGACUUGGCUUCGCAAACGAUUAAAGUGCCCACGAAAGACACUGUGGUAUUAGAUGAAGAUCCUUUGUUUCACAGUAUAUUUUUCACAAUAGACGAUAAUGAGCGGAUGAGUCGAUGGGUUAAAAAGCUUCAUCUCUUACGCCAAUCAAUACCAUAA
Molecule: messenger RNA, 762 nt
Organism: Anopheles marshallii
Lineage: Eukaryota; Metazoa; Arthropoda; Insecta; Diptera; Culicidae
Product: serine/threonine-protein kinase fray2-like
Exons: 2
Coding region: 1-762 (253 amino acids)
Source: RefSeq, a predicted model, not a curated record